Molecule: messenger RNA, 1495 nt
Organism: Osmerus eperlanus (European smelt)
Lineage: Eukaryota; Metazoa; Chordata; Actinopteri; Osmeriformes; Osmeridae
Product: G patch domain-containing protein 2-like
Cellular component (GO): nucleus
Source: RefSeq, a predicted model, not a curated record
GACUGCGGUCGGUGAGUGUUGAGACAACAGCACUAUCGGAUACCGUUACAUAACACCUAUGAUAUUAUUAUAGACACGUUUCAUGUAAUCAACUGUGCAUUUCUUUUGUGAAAUGGUUUGACAACAUGUUACGAUGUUUGUUGAAGGAUGAAUAUAGGGUUUGUAAGACUAUAGCGUCAAAUUAAUGUGAGACAUCAGCAGGAUGGAGGAGCUGGUGCAGGACCUGGUGUCGUCCCUGGAGCAGAGCUCUGAGCAGACCCAGCUGGCGGAGCUGUGGGAGGAGAUGGUCCUCAGCCCGCUGCAGCAGCGCAGGCAGGUCCGCCGGCGCCGGGGCCGCAAGCGCCGCUGCGACGCCGCCCUCCACGCCAGGGAGCACGGGCGCUGCCUGAGCGAGGCCUCAGAGUCCAGCCUGGACGAGGCAGCCAAGGACAGCCGCGACAAUCCAGCCUCGCCCCCAGCCUCAGGUCCAGGCCUAGCCACAGCCCUAUCCCUGGGUCCAGCCUCAACACUAGGCCCGGCCCCAUCCCUAGCCCCAGACCUAUCCCCAGCCCCAGCCUCAGCCCCAGCCUGUUCCUCCACCACCGCUGCCAACUACAGUGACUCAGAUGACACGCUGGUGCCCAGGCUGGGGUCCUCCUUCUCCAGCCCCGCCACCAGGACCAGGCCGCCCUCCUGGCCCGAGUCUGACUCCGUCACGGAGAACACGCCCGGCCGGCCGCUGAGGAGGAGGAGGAAGGUGAAGCGCAUGGCCUCCGACAUGACUCUCAGUCUGCAACAGAAGCUGAAAGUGUCCAGUCUGGAGGGAGAGCGAGGCGGGGGCCCCCGCUCGUCCAGGAAGCUGCGUCUGUCUCGUCUGAAGAAAGGCUCUAACGGCUGGGGGGGAGGGGAGAGGGAGGCCGGGGGCCCCGGGGGGGCCGGCCUCAUGCUGGAGAAGUGCUGGAAGGAUCGGAUCACAAGGGAGGCCAAGGAGCAGAGAGAAGCGUCUGAUGAGACCAUGUCUGAAGGGGAGACCAGCAGUGUCACCAGCAGUGACCCCGGCCUGUUCACCAACGACGAGGGGAGACAAGGGGACGAUGAGCAGAGUGACUGGUUCUUCGAGGGGGAGUGUGGAGCCGGGAUCUCCAGCAUGCUGCCCAGCUGGGACUCAGAUGCCCCCCCAGUCCUGGAGGAUCGCAUCCCCCCCACCUUCCUGCAGCCUGCACGCCCCUCACAGAGAGGGUACCAGGCCCGUUUGAACAGGCUGCCUGGCGUCCCUGCCCGCUGCAUCAGGAAGGGCCGGAGGAGGCUGCCAAGCAAGGACAACACAGUUUCUGUGGAGAGAAUGAAGCAUUUCUCACAGGAUCCUUACCAGAGAGAUUUUUGGCUGCCGUCCAUCGGAACAAGAGACCGGAGCCAGUUCAUCCCUCUGUGUCCGUUACCUGUGGACAUGGUGCCAGACAGCUCACCUGGGAGGUGGCCCUCCCCUGUCUGCAGGAACAGGUACCCCACAGUCUGA